This is a messenger RNA of Symbiodinium natans, 1329 nucleotides long. NCBI's taxonomy places the organism in Eukaryota, Dinophyceae, Suessiales, Symbiodiniaceae. The record is from the annotation of a GenBank genome assembly.
AUGGCUCCAAGUCAGCGAUCGCAGCCUGUUGAGGAGCAGGCAGCUAUGAGCUCGCCUUCACUCGCCCACGACAGGGUUGCGAUUGCUGGUCAUCAGCAGGAGAUCAUGCAGGAGCAUUGCUAUGGCGGCAACCCGACGAAGCGCCAGAAAGGAAAGGGUGUCCACCAUGAGGAGCCACAGCGUCUCCGCGCCUGCAUUGCCGGCAUUACCAUGGGAGGUCUGUGGCGGAAGCUGACAGAACUUACCGCUCGAAGGGCCACAGAUGAAGAGUUAGCCCUCUGCCAUUCCCGGGAACACUUGGCUGGCUUGGAGGCCGCAUCUCGGACUGCCGCAAGGCUAAGGCGGCCCAUUUGGCUGCCUCCGGGCGGCUGUUUAGAAGGACUCGGCGAGGAUGAGUUGACCGGCAAGCAUGCUACGGGCUGCGAUACAUACCUGACGGCUGGAUCCCUUGAGGCUGCGCGCCACGCGUCGGGUGCAAUGCUGUCUCUGGUGGACGAAUGCCUCACUGGGGGCAGCUCAUGCGGGCUGGCUCUGUGCCGGCCGCCGGGGCACCAUGCUGGCCGCUGCAGCAGCACGGGAUUCUGCCUCCUGAACAACGUGGCAGUGGCGGCACGCUAUGCGAAAACCAGGUACCCCCACCUCGUGAAGCGCGUGCUGAUCUUCGAUUGGGAUGUUCAUCAUGGACAGGGCACUCAGGAAAUCUUCGAAUCGGAUCCGGAGGUGCUGGUACUGAGCAUUCACGAGUUCGAGGCGGGAUUCUAUCCCAACACUGGCGCUGCGACGGAAACCGGGGAUGGCGCCGGCAGUGGCUACACUGUGAAUGUAGCCAUGCCUCCUGGCUUUGGUGAUGCCUGCCUUUGGCUGGCCUGUGCAAAAGUACUCCUUCCAGCUGCAAGGCGCUUCAAGCCGGACCUAAUCCUGGUCAGCGCAGGCUUUGACGCCUUGGAAGGGGAUCCGAUGGGUGACGCAAAGUGCACUCCCCUGGUCUUCGGCCAGGUCACAAGCGCACUCAAGAUGCUGGCGCGGGAUCUUUGCCAAGGCCGCCUGCUCUUGGGUCUUGAGGGCGGCUACGCGUCGGCCGGGCUUGCACUUUGUGUUGAGGAAGUGGCCCGAGCAUUGUUGCAACCGCUCAAGGACGACGAGCCAUUUGCAAUCAAGAAGGACCUGAGCGCCAAGCAAGAGUCCUUGCUUGCGAUCUACGCGACGCGCCUGGCGCAUCGGACCCUCCCCCUGCGUUUGCUGGAAGGCUCCAAGUCUGCCUUGGUGCCCUUCGGAAAGCGCAAGCGAGACGUGGGUGGCUCUGCGAAGGAGCCAUGUGCGGAGAGCUGA